CAGCAGCGCGCGCGCGUUGGGUGCUUGAGAGGCAGUUAAUUAUUGAUUUGAAAUAAUUUAUGAGAGGAGUUGGAGAGGUGAUCUCUGAUUGAAGGUACUGUGAACGGUUAAGGGUAAAAUUAUAGGAAUAUAAUGUUAAGUGUAGUGGCUGACAAAAACACUAUGCAGGAAACUCCAAAAAAAUGAGUGACUCUCGUGGCUUUUGGUGCGAGAUGAUAUCUUUUGGUUCUAACGGACCAUCUCGGCUGGCUGUCCUGUCAAUUACCACCCAGGUUUUUCUUUGAUAUAAGUAUACUAUUGGGCACAAGCUGCAGGGGGUGGUCUCGUGAGUCGUGAGGACAGGCAAAUUGAAUAGGUAGGUAUCUAAUCACGGACCGGGAGCAACUAGCAAUAAUAGCUAUUCAUUCUGUGAAUUUUCUUAAGAUGUCAGAUUGUCUGCAACUACAGCCAGCUACAUUUUUUAGUGCUACUUUUCACAGCUAAGUUCCCAGAGGUCAGAGAUCAGUACACCGAGGUUGGCACGCGGAUAUGGAGCACUACCGUCGCGCCGAGGUGGUGGAGCAGCCGCUGGAGCCCGCCCAGCUGCCGUUCCGCCAUCUCCCCGACGACCUCGUCUGGAUGAAGGUCAAGGCCACCAGCCGAGUGGCCAACAUGGUCGGCUACGUGCAGACCCAGCUGAAGACGCACGACCACGUGUUGUGGAGCGGCCGCGGCCAGGCCGUCUGCAAGGCGAUCCAGAGCGCCGAGCUGCUGAAAAAGGCCGUCGGCGAGCUACACCAGGAGACACACUGCUGUUACCACAGAUCUACAGAAGUCUGGAAGCCAAAGGAAAAUGAAGCGCUUGACACGUUGAAGGUUAAUAAGGACAUUCCAGCAAUUCACAUACUGCUAUCCAAAACUCCACUUAACCCAGAUAGCCCCAGCUACCAGCCGCCGCACCAGACGGCGCCCUUCUGGUCGGCGGCCGGAGCCGAGGAGACCACGACACAGACCAAGAAGCCCAACCGGACAACACAGGAGGCGGCCGGCGGCGGCGACACCAGCCUGAAGAAGCGCCGGCGCAGAGGGCCGCCGGGAGCGCGGUGACAGUGACAGCUGCUCCCGAGGGUGACGGGACAGAGCAGAGGGCCGUCUGCCGGGCCGAGCGGCGGCGCGCCGGUCGACCGCAGCCCGGAUGGUUGGACGAUCGGGGUGGGGGCUGCCAAACGACUGCCGACAAUACCACAAACUGGCGACUGUCUUUGUAUUUAUUGGCGAUAGAAGCCACGAGUGAAAAGGAUCUUAUGUUCGCAGAUGCACAGAAGUGAUACGAAAUGACAAGGUGUGUUCAAUAAACGAUGAAGUAAUUUUUA
Molecule: messenger RNA, 1352 nt
Organism: Amphibalanus amphitrite
Lineage: Eukaryota; Metazoa; Arthropoda; Thecostraca; Balanomorpha; Balanidae
Gene: Rpp25
Product: ribonuclease P protein subunit p25-like protein
Exons: 5
Coding region: 529-1086 (185 amino acids)
Biological process (GO): tRNA 5'-leader removal
Cellular component (GO): ribonuclease MRP complex
Molecular function (GO): RNA binding
Source: RefSeq, a predicted model, not a curated record